CGAGCGACCAAAAUAGAAGAAGGCAGUCCUAGUCACUUCCGGCGCACGGAGUUCCCGCUUUGCCGUCGCCGGUUCCCCUAGUCCGGCCGUCCUUACUGUGGAACGGAAUCUACCGCCUAUCCCUAGCCAUCCGAACCUACUCAGCCAAAAUAGAAUUCCAGGUUUUUGGGGAAGAUGCCGAAAGGAUCUAAAAAGCGUGCCAGAGUAGAGUCGGAACCACCCUACCAGCUCGAUUCACUUCCAUGGAACUCUUCUCUCCCUGAGAACGACGGUUCCCUCGACCUUCUCUUAGGUUCCAAUGAACUCGGAGGAGGGUUUUUAUCACUGGAAGAGAUUGACGAAGUAAAUUAUGAAUUGGAGAUUCAAAAGUUGAGUGGAGGAAAUGAGAAGCUUAAGACGCAAGCAAAAAAGCAGAAAAUAGAUGAAUGUCACGAUGAUUCAAAGGCCGUAGGCCGAAAAGAUGAAGAGGAAAGCAAUCAGAACAGGAAGAAAAAAAGUAAGAAGAACAAAGAUAAUCUGCCGAGCAAAGCAAAAGAAAAUAAAGGAUUGAUGGCUGGUUAGUGUUGCUAAUUAUGAGCUUUGAUUCUUCUGUUAAUGAGUUUUAUUGACUGACGGUGUCAACAUUUAUGGUGUAUUGCAUCAAAUAUCAGUUGUUUAUAUUUUUACUUUUAAUAAACGUGGAGGCUUUAU
Cuscuta campestris is the source of this 690-nucleotide messenger RNA. The record is from the annotation of a GenBank genome assembly. Lineage: Eukaryota; Viridiplantae; Streptophyta; Magnoliopsida; Solanales; Convolvulaceae.